UGUCAAUCUGACAUGUAGGUCAGUAGCUUGGAUAAUGGCUACCUAGUAAAAUCACUUUCUUCUGUUCGGGCUCCUAGGCAUCAUCUCGGCCAACUGAUCGGGAAAUUUUAGCAUGAAUGAUUUAGAUUUCUGCUUCAAAUGGACCAGUGGCUAACUAGCCUGUACUAGUCCUGAAAACGGCGAAACCUCAGUUUACCGAACUUUCUUUUUAACAUAUGGACAUUCGGAGCUUCAGUCACAUACUUAGGUCAAGAUUUCCAUUAUUUGGCGAUUCAUUGUGAGAAUCGGUAGUCAGCGUAAAGUUGAAUAAAUGGAAACAUUGUUCACUAUCGCUAUGGAAUAUUUGUAACAUACCUUCGUUGGAGAAAUUUUAAAGUUCAAACAGGUAUGGAAGAGUCAUCUGGAACAGAAAGCCUUAUCGCAAACGAAACCUUAAGCACUGAAAUGACCAACAACGGACGGAAACCUGACCAUAACAUUAUCCUACCUAAGGAUAACCAUAAGCCACGUUCUGCAUUAUCUGUACGUCAUCGUCGGAAGCGGUCUCAUGUGUCACCAUUAUCCCAGUCUGUGAAUGCAGUUAAUCACAUAGAAUCACCUUCAUAUGGAGAAUAUGGCUUUCCAUCGUUAAAAGAUCAUGUUGAGAUUGUAGGAUCGACAGAUGAAGACACUGUACUACUUAGUUGCAAUCCUGAACAUUUUUUACAUAGUCAGUCAACUCUCAGUGAAAAAUCUGUGGACUCUCUAAAACUCACUAAACUUGAUCCAGAAUUCCGUGACUUGAUUUCACGUUAUGUCUGCUCAGAAUAUGUAGUUCAUUGCCUUGAGCUAGCAGGUUUUUGUACGCCAUAUGUUGUUGCUCGACUAGAUGAUCAUCAGUUGCAGAGGCUCGAAACGUUUGUUGGACAUGCUUGCUCGAUUAUGAAGUCAGUUACCUUAAGAGAGCAUUUCGUAGGUCCCAUUUUCGCAAAUGAUCCAUUAAAGUUUAAACUACCCUCAGGUGCUGCUUGUGGAAUUCUGUUGGCCGCGCACGAAAUACGUCGGAGAUAUCGUCAGACUCAGUUACCUUUAGAGGGUCCAAAUUCCAUUGAUGAGGAUAUCAUAAUUGUCCCAGACUCAUGUGAUCAGAGCUUCAAUGAUAUGGGUUGUCAAACAGAUUCCUCAAUGUCCCACUUGAUUUCAUCGACAUUUUCACCACCUGUCACUCAAGCUGACCCAUUACCAAGCAAUGUUAUGGAAACCUCAGAUUUAACAUCUCCUAGGUCGGUGGUAAAUCCGACGUCGAGAAACUACUUUUCAGAUUCUCCAAACCAUUCACGAAUGUCAGAACCAGCUGCUCCAUCCUCCAAUGGGUCAGCAGUAAUCAUGGCCGCUGCUCUGCAAGCUGCUAUGAGUGGGAAUGGAUACAACAAUAUCACUUUAUUUUCUAAUUCCUUACCUGGUGAUAACAGUUUAAUAUCACUCCCUGGUUUAAGUAGCUGCAACUCUGGGGAUACUAACAUCUCACCUGUUUCAUCACGUAAUACGAUCCCAAGUUCGAACAUGCCCCCAAGUGCCAUCACAACAAAUACUAUACCAUCUCAUUCUAACUCUGUGAUCAGUUCCUUUGUGAUCGGAAGUGGGAAUGGAUUAUUUGAAAACGAGGGAGUCAAUCUAGAGCGCCUGAAACAGCAUUCUUCAGCUAGUGCAAUCAGGUUAGCAUCACGACAAUUUGUUAACGCUUACCUUAUGCGUGGUCGAGAUUUUGAUAUGGAAAUGGAAUUGUCAGUGACACCUGAGGGUUUUAAGCGUGUUACUGGUAUAUUUUAUUGUCAUCUCUGCAGAGAGAAACGUGAACGUACAUCAGCUGUACGCUUUUCUAUAGCUCGCAACAGGUAUCCAGUUUUGAGUAAUGUAUUAUCUCACUUAAAAACACAUUUUCACUAUCGGGGUCAAACGUUAUCAGGAUUGCACACCACAGUUACCCAACAACCUCAGAACUUACUCAAAUCAGCUACUAUGCUUAAUGACCCUCUUAUUGCAGAAGGUUCAGAUCAGUCUCCAGGACCAUUCAGCAGUUUGAAUCAUCGCACGGAUUUAAGAAUGGAACAUACAAUUAAUUCAUCUAAUACACCGCUCCUACCCACGUCUGUUUCGCUUAAUCAGUGUCAAAUACAAAUGAAACCUGAGCCAGGAAAUUACAUGUAUACUAUUGGAGCUGAGAGCAUUGAAGGCUCUAGUUCUGUGAAUCACAUUUUUGACAGUUUAUCUCCAUCACAUAGGUUAAACUCACCCAAUACUAAGGAUCCUUCGCCUAAUCGAGGUUUGGAACUUGAAGUCAUUAUCCCAUCGCGACCAAAUAUAGGUUCUAGUAGCCAGUGUAAUACACUGACUUCCUAAUGAGCACCUCAAUUUCCCUUCAUAAGUAUGUCAUUCUCAAGUUAUGGUAACCAAUAUGCCUAUCCCAAAUAUUUUUGUAAGCGUUGAAACUCCGAACAUUUAGACAAAGUUUAGCAUUUUUACCUAUUUCAUAUAGAAAAUUUUAUGUAAAUACCAGUAGUUCACUGUGAUCUAUAUUCGGAUAAUAGUUUGUACAUUUGUAUAUACAUUCUUUCAUUAAUUUCUCAGUUAUCCUUCGUUUUUGC
Molecule: messenger RNA, 2624 nt
Organism: Schistosoma turkestanicum
Lineage: Eukaryota; Metazoa; Platyhelminthes; Trematoda; Strigeidida; Schistosomatidae
Source: the annotation of a GenBank genome assembly